AUGACGAAGGCGUGGGGGGCUCUAGUAUGCCUCAAUGCCGCCGCACUCGCCUAUGCUGAGAAUAGGCCAAGGGGUGUAAGCCCGGAGUUCGCCAAACACUACAAAGACCCUUCGACCUUCACCUGCAUCUCCGACCCCGCCGUCCAACUCCCCUUCGCCCGCGUCAACGACGACUACUGCGACUGCCCCGACGGCUCCGACGAACCAGGCACCUCAGCCUGCUCGCACCUUUCCUCUUACUCGCCGCAAACACCCUCCAACGCCAACCUGACCCACGCCCUGCCCGGCUUCUACUGCAAGAACAAAGGUCACAUACCCGCCUACGUCCCCUUCACCAACGUCAACGACGGCGUCUGCGACUACGAGCUCUGCUGCGACGGUAGCGAGGAAUGGGACGGUGUAGGAGGUGUGAAAUGCGCUGAUCGGUGCCAGGAGAUUGGCAAGGAUUGGAGGAAGCUGGGUGAAGCGAGGCAGAAGAGUUUGGGCAAUGCGGGGAGGAAGCGGAAGGAGAUGGUGCUGCAGGCGGGCAGGAUGAGGAAGGAGGUUGAGGAUCGGAUUUGGAGUUUGCGGACGGAGAUUGAGGGCGCGGAGGUUAAGGUGAGGAAUCUGGAGGCGGAGUUGAAGGAGGUGGAGAGGAGGGAGAAGGGGAAGGUUGCCAAGGGGCCAGCUGGUGGUGGGAAGAUGGGGGUGUUGGUGGGGUUGGCGAAGGAGCGGAUGGAAGAGUUGAGGGAGGGUUUGGUGAGGGUGAGGGAGGAGAGGGAUGAGGUGAAGGAGAGGGUAAAGGAGUUGGAGGGGAUUUUGACGACUUUUAAGGAGGAGUAUAAUCCAAAUUUCAAUGAUGAGGGUGUUAAGCGGGCCGUGAGGGCGUGGGAGGAGUAUGCGGCGAGAGAUCAUACGUUCGAGGAGGAUGAGCCGGCGGUGGAGAGGGAUUUUGAUGAGAUGGUGAAGAGUGAUAAGGAGAAUGGGUUGGAUUGGGAGGAGUAUGAAGGCGGGGAGGAGGGGAGUGACACGGAUGUUUUAUACGCAUUCGAAAACUACCUCCCACCAACCAUCCGCACCUGGCUCGACACCCGCCUCCGCGAUCUUCGGGUAACGCUCAUCGACUCCGGCAUCCUGGCCGACACUUCCUCCUUUAGCACCACUGAAAGCAAAGCCGUCACCGACGCCCGCAACCGCUUCAACACCGCCGAACGCGAACUCACCAACUCCCGUAACGACCUGCAAUCCCGCAAGGACGACCUGGAAAAGGACUUCGGCCCCGACGACAUCUUCCGGGCGCUCAAGGGCACCUGCGUCUCCACCGACAGCGGCGAGUACACCUACGAGCUAUGCUUCAUGGAGAAGACGACCCAGAAGCCGAAGAAGGGUGGCGGACACACGAACAUGGGCAACUACGUGCGCAUGGAGAGGAUUAUGGUGGAUGAGGAUUUGCCUGCCAAUGGAAAGGGGUUGGGUAGUGGAGAGAGGAUCGCGAUGAAGCAUGAAAAUGGACAGCAUUGUUGGAACGGACCCAACAGGUCGAGUACGAUUGUGUUGGCAUGUGCGGAGGAGAAUGAGAUUUGGAAGAUCAUGGAGGAGGAGAAGUGUGUAUAUCGAUUGGAGGUGGGGACGCCGGCGGUUUGUGAGACGCAGGCAGGAGGGAAGAAGGAGGAGGUGAAGGAUGAGCUGUGA
Saxophila tyrrhenica is the source of this 1671-nucleotide messenger RNA. RefSeq lists its product as uncharacterized. Gene Ontology annotation, biological process: N-glycan processing. Lineage: Eukaryota; Fungi; Ascomycota; Dothideomycetes; Mycosphaerellales; Extremaceae. The record is from RefSeq and is a predicted model, not a curated record. Gene Ontology annotation, cellular component: glucosidase II complex. The transcript has 3 exons. The coding region runs from base 1 to 1671 and encodes 556 amino acids.